This is a messenger RNA of Phanerochaete carnosa HHB-10118-sp, 5660 nucleotides long. RefSeq lists its product as uncharacterized. Gene Ontology annotation, biological process: cyclic nucleotide biosynthetic process; intracellular signal transduction. NCBI's taxonomy places the organism in Eukaryota, Fungi, Basidiomycota, Agaricomycetes, Polyporales, Phanerochaetaceae. The record is from RefSeq and is a predicted model, not a curated record. Bases 678 to 5483 code for a protein of 1601 amino acids. Gene Ontology annotation, molecular function: protein binding. The transcript is spliced from 5 exons.
AACGUACUCGCGAAUGUCGCGCUAAGCUCCCGGCUGCACACGCUCCUUCAGCAUCUCGAACCAUGGCGUCGGCGACCUCGUCCAUCUCGCUUGACGAUGACUUCCUUCCCCCGCAAGACCUGCAGCCGCAUGCGCCGCUCUCGACGGACACCGACAUAAUCGCGCCAUGGCUUGUCGUAGGCCUGCCGGCGGAGACUGAGCAGGAUCUGCCUGUUCCGUCGAAUAGACACAAGAAUUUCAAGUCGUCCCUCCCUUCACUUCGUCCUCGGCCGUCAAACGCUUCGAGCAUUCGCACAGGCACCGACAACCAGAGUCUCAACAGCACUCUGGCCGAAUCCACAACCCACCUGAACGAGUAUCCUCGAUCAGACAGGGAUCUCAAGAAGAAGAAGUCGUCUGCAUCGUUUCUCAGCAAUAUAGUUAGGAGGACAAGAUCGAAAAGUCGUCUGGGGCCUGCCAAGCUUGACCUCUCUCGUACCAACGAUUACCCUGUUCCGCCAGUGCCCCCCUCUCCUGAUUAUAUUCCUUACGUGCCACCACCUGCUUCUCCGCCUGCCCACUCCUCUACUUCUCGUCUCGCGGUGCCUUUGCUCGGAAAGGGCAAGAAGACCGCAGAUGUUCCGCCACCUGUUCCUUCUAAGGAUAUUGAAUACCCUCUCAACCGGGACAUCAACGACAUGGAAGGCAUCGUCGACUUUGAUAAAUACUAUAUGCUACAGCGGGGUGGAAUCUACGAGAACGCGCCGAGCUCCCCGAGUAGUGGCCUAGAGUCAUCUGCGUACUCGAGUGCGUUCACCUCCGACGGCUCGUCUUCACAUCACUAUCACCACGCCUCGACAUCGUCUCUGCCCAGUGCGCCGCACGGGAUCUUCAGCAACCCGAACCCCUUCCAGCCGCCAGCCGGCGGCGUGAAGCGCAAGAUAGGAUUGCACAGCUGGGAGCACCGUAACAUCUCGCCAAAAAACCCAGCACAGUUCCCUGCUAGUGCUAGUGUGCCGACGAUACGAGGGCACGAAGACUCAUUGUGGAAGGCUCCUGAAAGCUGGGCUGUCGAACCGAAGACUGGGAUCGAUGAGGAAGUGGCAGAAGGUACGAGCUCUGAGGGCGAAGAUGUCAGCAGGCCACGAAGCCCGGUCGGGCGACGGAAUCGCAGGAAGCGAUACACGCUCAGCGUCUCAGGCAGGCCGCGGCGUUCGAACGACGACCACGACGACCCAUAUCCGGUGCGCAUAUAUCGGAGGGACAAUACGUACCAUGUUGCGACAAUUUCCCUCAAGUCCACCGUGACCGAGCUUGUACCAUACCUUAACAACAAAAUGCUGCUUGAUACCAACCGAGAGAUGCAUAGAUUAUACCUGAAGGAACGGGGGCGAGAGCGACUACUGGCGAUGACGGAGAAACCGGCGAACAUCGUGCGACGACGACUAGAACAAGCAGGGUGGGACCCUGUCGACGACUUUCGGGCGCUGGCGGGGGAAGACAUCCAGUAUCUCAUGAAGUUUGUGUACAAGAGCAACGUACUGGGUCCUGCGGACGACGACCUCAUUUUCAACGAUUUUGAGCACGUAGAUCUUGCCGCAAGAGCAUUGAAGACGGUGCCCGUCAUCCUAUACAGUCAUGCCGAGAACAUCGUCUCGCUAAACCUAUCUCGAAAUCCUAUGCUUGAAAUUCCCCUGGAUUUCAUCCAACUGUGUGCGAGCCUUCGCGUUCUGCGACUGCAGAACAUGUCUAUGAAGAAAGUGCCGCAGAGCGUUCGACACUGUGAAAAUCUGCACCGGCUGGACCUCUCAUGUAAUCGCAUUGUCGACCUCAAGGAUGCCGGCUUGGACUACAUCUCGGGGCUGCGAUCGCUCAAGCUCCAGAACAACGGGAUGGAGAAGCUACCCUGGUACUUUCCGAGGCUGAAGUCCCUGCGAGAGCUCAACAUCUCGAACAACAAGUUCAAAGAGCUCCCUGACGUUGUCUGCAGGCUGACGAACCUCAUUGACCUCGACAUUUCUUUCAACCUGAUCGCGGACUUACCUGAGGAAAUCGGAAACCUCGAGCAUCUUGAGAAGCUGAUUACCGUCGGAAACCAGAUAUCAAGGUUCCCUCGCGGUGCGCAAGGCCUGAGGAAGCUGCGCUUCCUGGACUGUCGGCGGAACAUGAUUUCAGACCUCGCUACUGUUUGUCUUCUUCCUAAGGUUGAGACCAUCAUGGCCGACCACAACACCGUCCAUGCGCUGGACCUCUCCUUUGGUCCGUCGUUGCAGUCGCUCGACGCAUCGCACAACGACAUCACGCAACUUACCCUCCUCCCCGGACUCCUCGAGGCCCAGCCCUUCGCCAUGGUGAUGCUGGACAUCUCGCACGCAAAGCUGUCCUCGCUAGAUGGACUUGCGCUCGCUCAGCUUACAUCGCUGCGCACCCUCAAGGUCGACCAUAAUUCCAUCCGCGCGCUGCCGGACUCAAUCGGCGAGCUCGCUCAGCUUCGGCACCUCAGCUGCGCGAAUAAUCAGCUGUUCACCUUUCCCGAGACGAUCGCGCGGUUACAGAACCUCGAGACGCUCGAGGCGCACAACAACAGCCUUGAUAAGCUGCCUCCCACGAUUUGGGAGUGCUCGAAGCUCGAGUUGAUCAACCUUACGUCGAACCUCCUCGGCGACAUCAACAACCCGAUUAUCUUUGACGUUACGGCCUCGUCAUCGGCGAGCAUCUCGUUGUCCCCCGGGACACCCCUGCUUAACGGCUACGGAGAGCGCAAACCGUCGUCUGCGAGUUCGCUUGGGCGGGGCGCACCUCCACUCGUUGCGUCACUGAAGCGUCUGUACCUUGGCGAGAACCGUUUGACAGAGGACCACCUGCAUCCGUUAACGCUGCUGCGCGAGCUGCGGGUGCUGAAUCUGUCGUUCAACCACAUCCAGGUGAUCCCGAAUGCGUUCCUCACGAACCUGCAGCACCUCGAAGAGCUGUACCUGAGCGGCAACAUGUUGACCGCGCUCCCGACGGAGGACCUGCCGUCGCUGUCAAACCUGCGCGUGCUCUACCUCAACGGGAACAAGUUGCAAAGCUUGCCGCAAGAGCUGGGCAAGAUCAGGGAGCUCCAGGUGCUUGACGUCGGGAGCAACGUCCUCAAGUAUAACAUCAACAAUUGGGAAUUCGACUGGAACUGGAAUUUCAACACAAAUUUGCGUUACCUGAACUUGUCUGGUAACAAGCGUCUUGAGAUUAGGCCGGAUCACAAAGCUGCGCCGUUCAAAGACGGGUCCGAUCGCAAGCUGGCCGACUUUUCAGAGCUGAAGGAGCUCAAAAUUCUUGGCCUGAUGGACGUAACUACCACAUUCGCCCCAAAUAUCCCUGACGAUAACGAAGAUCGACGAGUGCGAACUUCGUUAUCCGAAGUCUCUAACAUGGCGUACGGUAUCGCGGAUACACUUGGUCAGAACCUCAGUAUGUUCGAUCUAGUACAGCCCGAGUUCCGAGGCAGGGAGAACGAGGCGAUCUUCGCCAUGUUUGGGCGCGCGUCGCACAUCGGCAGCAACAACCGGCUGUCGAAAUGGCUGCACGACAACUACCCAGCUGCUCUGUUGCGCGAGAUUGAGAGACUGGAUGAGCGAGAGGAGACAGUUGCUGAUGCCAUGCGGCGGUCCUUCCUGAAACUUAACAAGGGGCUACAUGAUUGGUUAUUCGCACGCGACACCCGCCGGCCGUCAACGGUGAGCGCGGACAACGCCACAAGCACUCCCAGCGUCGAUUAUUCCAGCUUGCGGAGUGGUGCGUCGGGCAUCGUGCUAUACUUCGUGAACCGGACCCUUUAUGUCGCCAAUGCAGGCAAUGCUCUUGCCGUUAUCUCCCGACAGGGCACCGCCGAACUACUCUCCCACAAACACGACCCUUUCGAUAGACAGGAGACAGCCAGGAUACGCGCUGCGGAAGGCUGGGUCUCUCCGAAGGGCUUUGUCAACGACGAAAUCGACGUCUCACGCUCAUUUGGCUUCUAUUACCUGUUCCCGAUCGUCAACGCCCGUCCUGAUGUCAUCACUUGGGAGCUCUCGGAGCUGGACGAGUUUGUUAUCAUUGGCAAUCGCGGACUGUGGGAUUUCGUCUCGCACCAGACAGCAGUUGACAUCGCUCGCUCGUCGAGAGAUAAUCCCAUGAUCGCAGCACAAAAGCUGCGCGAUUUCGCAAUCAGCUACGGCGCGGAGGGCACGACGAUGAUUAUGGUCAUUUCGGUAUCAGAUCUCUUCGGUCUGGGUCCGUCGCGGUCACGGCAACACACCUUCGAUUCGUGUAUCUCACUUGACAUUGAGGUUCCUCGCCCCCUGCGGCGUCAGAACAAGGACGAGAUUACCGACAGAGAUGUGUCGCGCCUAGACGACGCAAUCCCGCCGAUUCCGCCUCCGCAGGGCCAUGUCGCACUCGUCUUUACGGACAUCCGGAAUUCGACACACCUGUGGGAAGCCAACGGCGGCAUGCAAACUGCAAUUUCGUACCACAACACCCUCCUCAGGCGGCAGCUGCGGUUUUGUGGCGGAUACGAGGUCAAGACCGAAGGGGACGCGUUCAUGUGUUCGUUCCCGACCGCGAUGGCUGCGCUCUGGUGGUGUCUGAACGUGCAAAUCCAGUUGACCCAGCUGCCAUGGCCACUGGAGAUCCUCGAGUGUGAAGACGGGAAGGAAAUCCGCGACAAGGAGGGAAAGCUGGUUGCUCGUGGACUGUCUGUCCGAAUGGGCAUUCACUGUGGCAACCCUAUCCCUGAUCCUGAUCCGACCACCCAUCGCAUGGACUAUCUGGGUCCGGUCGUCAACCGCGCUUCUCGUAUCAGUGGUAUCGCCCAGGGCGGGCAAAUCGCCGUCAGCGCCGACGUCAUCCGUGAGAUCAACGCAUCCGUCUUCGAGUCAGAAUCGCGAACGGAGCAUUCCCACUUACAGCCUCCCAAAGCUGUCGAGGCGAUUAUACGGCUCGGAUUGAAGAUUAUACCCGUCGGCGAAGUCAAGCUCAAAGGCCUUGAAGCACCCGAAAGCAUAUCCCUUGUAUACCCGCAUGAGCUCGCGGGCCGCCACGACCUCGAGAGUCUCCGCACAGACUCGCUGUCAGGCUCGCGCGUGCAAUUCAGCGUGCAGCAGAUGAAGGAGCUUGCCCUACUUUGCGUCCGCCUUGAGGCGCUCACGACGUCGCGCGUCUUCCGACCCUUGCCCGUCCGCAAGAGCAGCACGGUGAAGACAGCGGACGAGGUCCGUCAGGACCCGAACCCCGUGUUCGUGUACGGCAACCCCGAGGUGCUGUUACCCGCGAUCGACAAGGCGUCGGACGCAGAACUGAUGUUACUCCUCGACUCGCUGUCUUGCCGAAUUGAAAACGCGCUCGCGUCGCUGACGCUCAGGCAAAUCAUUGCCCUGAACAAGAGCGACGGCGGCGACGUCUCUGCACGACGUUCCGGGGCGGCUUUUGACGUACGGACAUUGCAGCAGCUUCUAUCUUUCUUACUUCCCUUAUCCCCAUGAGUAUCCGAACUCAAUGUUGUAGCCAUAUUUCAUCUAUCUCGAUCGACACUUCCGUUCAUUUCCGUCCUGUCACUGUCCACACUAUUGUCGCGUUUUGUUGUCGCAUUAUUUUUAUCAUGUAUCGUCAUAUUGCAUUGUGUCCUCGUUGUCGUUGUGUACAUUAAGUUAUUAUUUGCA